Messenger RNA from Trichoderma breve, 2610 nucleotides. RefSeq lists its product as uncharacterized. The coding region runs from base 1 to 2610 and encodes 869 amino acids. The transcript has 4 exons. The record is from RefSeq and is a predicted model, not a curated record. NCBI's taxonomy places the organism in Eukaryota, Fungi, Ascomycota, Sordariomycetes, Hypocreales, Hypocreaceae.
AUGGCGCAGCCCACGCCCGACGAUGCGAAUGGCGUCUCGCUCCCCGACAGCCCUGCCAGCGGGCAGCUUGUUGCGUCGGGCAAGCGAAAGCGCGACAAUGGCGACGACACCGGCGACGGCAUGGAUGUCGACGUAGACAAGGUUCUUGACGACGGCCAGGACGACAAUCAGAGCGACAAGACACCAGAGCCGCAAGAGGACAAGGCCAAAAACAGGGAGCUUGUCAAGGCCUUCUUUGAGGCUCUGCGAAGUUUCGACAUCAGCCCCUCCAUCCUCGACCGCCCGCUACCGGCGCCAGAGCCGGCUUCUCAAGAUGAACCCCAGGCAAAGCGCCAGAAAUCGGUCGAGCCGCCCAUCAAACAGACCAUUGCCGACAAGGUGACGGCUGACGUCUACGCCUCCCUCGAUGCCAUCGCGGCGGACAUCUCCUCUGCCGUUCAAUCAUCGUUGUCUGAAAUGGACUCCUCCUCCUCGAACCCUGGUGCGAGAGCUAUGACUAUCAAGAGGGCGGCGCAGAUCAACGAAUUUUGGGAGAGAGCCUCGGACCUCGUCCGCCGCGAAAAAGCAUAUCCAAAAACGCGACAGGAGCCUGCAAACGGAGAGGCCGAGUCGCAUACUGCCUCGGAGAAGAGCGAAAUGGUUUUAUCGCUUGUCGGCUAUGCGCCUCAAGAAAGGCGCUUGUUUUCUAGUCUACCGCUAUCUAAAGAUGUCGACUUGUCCGACGUUAACCUCCCGCCGGGCGUGUCCAUCACCCGAGUUGUUCCAUCCAAUCCUCAGGACCGUACGCAAACUCUCGGCGAGCUGUUUGCUCCGCCGCGUCCUCUCCCGCCUCUUCAGCCGCCAAAGCAACCGAAAACACAGGCCAAGGGAAAUCGGUUGGAUUUCUAUCAUCCCCACUUGACCGACAGCUCCCGGUAUCGGGGCAAUUCGUACUUUAACACAAAACUGUCUACCGGAUACUAUCUAGACUACAGCCAGGCGACGCCUUCGUGGCAGACAAAGACGAAGCAGCAUGAACGUGCGCAAAGCCUUGCCGGUCGAAAACCCUCACUUUCCGAACUGGAAAUGUCGGAGAUGGAAACUCUUUUCCGAGGGGCCUUUUCCACAUUUGCACCGUGCAAGGAUGAUGCCGCUGCAGUAGUGCCGUCCAGCGUUGCCGGCCGGAUUUGGUGGCAGCGCAGCGGCAAGCAGAGCUUCCAGAGAAUGAUUGAGGUAGAAUAUUAUGGUGACCUCCAAGAGGCAGAACCCGUCGAGGAAACCCAAUCAAUGGAGGUGGACGAAUCAGCGGUGCAAGACGCAAUUGACAACUGGGAUGAGACAGUCAUUGAUCCCUCCCUAGAAGACAUCAUGGGAUCCAAGCACGACGAGCAGGACAAGGAGGCCGACGAAAUCCUUGAAGAGGUCAGCGAUUUAAUCGAGACUCUAGCCUCUUACCAGCGCAUCCGCAACCUGACGCUGCCCAACUCACAAAACCGCCAGUCCAGCGACCCUGUCAAUGGGGACAUGCUGGCCAAUGCCGGGCCUCAGCCUUCGGAAGAAGAACAUGCUACUUACUACAUGCUCAAGGCUCAAUUGGCACUCAUCAUCAAGACGCUUCCACCCUACGCAGUGGCCAAACUUAACGGCGACCAGCUAGACGAUCUCCUCAUCAGCACCAAGAUCAUGGUUCACACCGACCAAUACAAGGGCACGAUGGAUGAAGACGAGGCGAGCGCGCAGGCCCGACUCAAAGCGCAACAGCAGGCUGCCCAAGCGGCACAAGCCAACGUCAGACCUCCACAGCAACGUACGCCCAGUAUCUCCGCCGUUCCGUAUCCUAACCAGUAUGCGGCGGCGGCGGCGAACCAGUAUGUCACGCCGAAUCGGGCUGCACCCCCUCCGCCUCCUCAGUAUUACCGCCCUACACCAGCCCCCAACUACCAGCAGCCUCGCAACCUGGGGCCGCCAGCUCCUCACCAGCAAAGGCCACAGCCGAACCAGUAUACUCGUACCAAUGGCUAUCCUAACCAGUAUGCCACCCAGCUUGCCAAAGCCCAAACCCCAUACGGCCAUCAAAGCUUGCCGCAACAGUACACCUUCCAGCCAAACUACCAGCAUCAGCCAGCCUCGCCAGUGCCCCCAAACUACGGCGCCUACACGAAUAGUCCGGGUGCGAUCCCAGCCAGGACCAUGUCCCCUCAAAACCAGGGAUAUUCGGCUCCAACCCCAACCAUGGCCAGCCAGAUGAACAGGUUUCCAAGCGGCUCGAGCCAGACUGGGACCCACACCCAGAGUCCCGGCUUGACUGGAUACCAUACCGUCAUCCCUGAGGCUCAGCAACAGCGGAUACUGGACCAGGCCAAGGCUCGUGUGGCAGCCCAAGAGAGAUCAGCCAUGUUCACUGACAGGCUAUCGCAAGGUGGCGUCCCCUCGGGCCUCGCAGGCAUGGGAGUCGAUGCUAGUCGGCUCGCGGCCAUCCGGGCGACCGUGGCUAACCAGAACAAACCACAGACGCCCCCGCCUCCAAAGUCUGGAGUGAACGGUAAUUCAGGAACGGGACAUGUGCCUUACAAGGUGACUCCCGUGCCUGUGCCCGUCAUCCCUACUUUGCAGCGCAAACCGACUUCAUAA